This is a messenger RNA of Symbiodinium sp. CCMP2456, 402 nucleotides long. NCBI's taxonomy places the organism in Eukaryota, Dinophyceae, Suessiales, Symbiodiniaceae. The record is from the annotation of a GenBank genome assembly.
GCGGUGACUGCCGCCAAAGCAGCUGGCAUGGACUGUGUCGUGGGCGACCGGGAGUCCAAGGUGGGCACCUACCGGGAGUUCAUCUUCUUCGACGAGCGUCAGGUUUACCCAGAGUAUGCGGUCAUCUAUCGGCGGCAGUAUGAAGCGAGCAAGGUUCCAAAGCUGAUGCGCAAGACUACAAGUGGAACGACUGGCCGCAAUUGGCAGGUUCAGUUGGACAAAGGAUGGAGGGACAUUCCUCCAGAUGUGAGUUCUGCGCUGAAUCGCGCCGAGGUCGAUGGCGUGCGGCAGCUGGAGAGUGUGAUCGGCGAGUACACGUACACCUUCGACCUUGAGAAGAAGCUCCAGCUCAACAAGCACAGCGGGACCAGUCGAAGGAUCCGCCCUCCCAUGCGCCGCUGA